Messenger RNA from Micropterus salmoides (largemouth bass), 1797 nucleotides. RefSeq names its product thyroglobulin-like. The record is from RefSeq and is a predicted model, not a curated record. Lineage: Eukaryota; Metazoa; Chordata; Actinopteri; Centrarchiformes; Centrarchidae. The coding region runs from base 1 to 1323 and encodes 440 amino acids. Gene Ontology annotation, biological process: cell-matrix adhesion. Gene Ontology annotation, cellular component: basement membrane. The transcript is spliced from 7 exons.
AUGUGCCUACUUGCCGAGGUGAACCCACGUACGGAGAGUCUGUGCUCUCAUGUUUCAGCCUUCUCUUCAUGCAGAGCCAGCAGGCCUACGUUCCCAGAAGCCUUUGAGACGUUCAGUAGUUUCAGGAAGUUUUUCCCGACGGUUUCCUCGUACUGCUUCUGUUCUGACAGCAGAGGCAGAGAGCUGGACAACACAGGUGUGGAGCUCCUCCUGUCUGAGGUCUACGACUCGGCCUUCUCCGGUCUUCGGUCCGGUCGCUCCUUCUCUCAGACCAACAUCUACAGAGUCCUGCGGAGGAGGAUGCUGGGAGUCCGGCUCGCCCUCACCGGACACUUCAGAUGUCCGUCUCCCUGUGAGGAGGAGCGGCGGGCAGCGAUGGAGGCGUCCAGCGUCUUCGUCCCGUCCUGUGAGACCGGAGGAGCCUUCGCCUCCAGACAGUGCCAGCAGGGGGGGCAGUGCUGGUGUGUGGACCCCACGGGGAGGGAGCUUCCUGGGACACGACAGCAGGGAGACACCCCGGUCUGCAGUUCAGGUCUUGCCGACUGUCCCUCUCGGCGUCGCCUGGCUCUGUCGCGGCUCUUCUCCGGUCCCGUUGAUCCGCCCAUCCUGGCCUCCUCUGGCAGAUCUCCGGCCUCCUGUCUCCCCUCCUCCGUCCUCUCGUGGAGCUCCUGCCGGUGGAGGCGGAUCCGACCUCCUUCCUGUCUCAGCUGGUCGAAGUCCUCCACGGUCUCUUCCCCUCGGUGGGCGGGGCUCUGCAGGCUCUGGCUCGCUCCUCCCCCCGUCGCCUCCAGGAGAACCUGUUCGGAGGGAAGUUCCGGCUCUGGAGGACCCGCCUUCCUCUCGGCCCUCCAACAGACACUGAGGGAGCUCAGCAGCUCGCAGUCUCUGGACCAGGUUCUGGCUCCUCUGCUGCGUUCCUGCUCCGGAGACGGGGAGGAGGACACGGCGGCCGUCUUUGUCCCGAGCUGCACGUCCAGCGGCGGUUUCCAGGAGGUCCAGUGUCUGGGUGGAGAGUGCUGGUGUGUCGACGCUCAGGGUCAGGAGGUGGCGGGGUCGCGUGUCGUCGGCCGUCGACCUCGAUGUCCGUCCCGCUGCGAGAGAGAGCGAGCGAUGGCGCUGAAGGUGAAAGGAAAGCUGGCGGCCGGGGCUGAGAUCCACGUCCCGGCGUGCUCUGAGGACGGAGACUUCCUGCCGCUGCAGUGCGUGGGACCACGCUGCUUCUGUGUGGACGCUGAGGGCAGAACAGUGUCUGCGGGGCCAGCAGGGGGCGCCGUCACCUGUAAGAUAUCACUGCUGACCAACAUCUCAUGUCACAGCUGCUGAACAUUUACAUGCUUCAUUUUUCAAAGUUUAGGAAAAUGUGCGAAACUACUGACGGCCUGUUUAUUCUCCUGUGUCGACGCAAACCGCAAGAACUGUGAUUGGUCGGCUUGGUGGCGUCGCAUUUCCUCCAACGUGUUUCCGGCUCGUCCUUCUUCUUCUUCCUCGAGUGGUUUGAGGGUCGAACGCACCAUCUCCUCUCCUUUCUGCUUUUCGGUAAAAGUAACUGAUGUUCAACACGAUGCGUUCACUUUCAGCCGCCACCGUUUCUCGCAGCCGACACCAACGAAGAAGAAGAAGGAAACUGUAACGCACAAGUGUAAAUGCUAAGGACGGCGUGUAGUCAGCGUCGACGCAGAAGUAUAAACUGGCUCUCCUGUUAAUCAUCAACCCUUCAGCCCUCGUGGGGGUCACGACCCUCAGCUUGGGAACCACCGGUCCAAAGACAGGAGAGAUGGUCCCUGCAGCUUUCUUUGC